GGGGUAAAGUUGAAAUGGAGGCGGAGGCGGAACUGAACCAAAAGCAAACUUUUCCCGUUCAUCCUUAUGUGAUAAGACUAAAGGCACUGGUAUGUUAUUGAAGUCACUGGUAGGGAGUGCCUGCACUCUAAUAGGAGCUGCUGCUGCCCUAAAAUACGCUCCAGGAGAAGUCAAGGCCCAGGCAGCCGCUCUGCUUCACACCGCGGUGAGGAAAUCUUAUCUGGUGGAACAAGCAAACAUGAGGGUGGAACUUCUCCCAGCUCUCACUGACAACUACAUGUACCUGCUGAUCGAUGUGGACUCCAGAGAGGCAGCUAUAGUUGACCCCGUGGAGCCAAUCAAGGUUGUAGAAGCCGUCAGAAAACAUGGCGUAAAACUCACAACUAUUCUGACCACCCAUCACCACUGGGAUCAUGCCAGUGGUAAUGAGAAGAUGGUGAAGCUCAUGCCGGGACUGAGGGUCUACGGAGGAGACGACCGAGUCGAUGCCAUUACAAAGAAAGUUUCUCACUCCAACACAUUCAAAGUUGGAUCGCUGAAUGUGAAAUGCCUGCUUACACCGUGUCACACUACCGGUCACAUCUGCUACUAUGUGACCAAAGAAAACAGCACUGAGCCACCAGCUGUUUUUACAGGAGACACUCUGUUUGUGGCUGGUUGUGGUAAAUUCUUCGAGGGUACAGCAGAGCAGAUGUACAAAGCCUUGAUAGAGAUUCUCGGACGCCUGCCUCCCGAAACGCGGGUUUACUGCGGUCAUGAGUACACCGUCAGCAACCUGAAAUUCGCCCGUCAUGUGGAACCAGACAAUGAGGUCAUUCAGAAGAAGCUAGCCUGGGCGAAGGAGAAGUGCAGCAACGGAGAACCGACUAUUCCGUCCACUUUGGCCGAUGAAUUUACAUUUAACCCCUUUAUGAGAGUGAAAGAGACGUCCGUCCAGGAACACGUGAAGCAGACGGACCCCAUCGAAACCAUGAGAAACCUCCGGAAAGAAAAAGACGGCUUCCGGGUGCCCAAGGAGUGAAGUCCUGACUAUUACAUACUAAAGAAUUUAAUCAUCAUCCAAGCCAUUUGAAAUAGAUCUACUGCAUUCAUUUUGAGUGAAAGUUCAUCAUUUUUACUACUAGCUUCCGCCCUAAAAUGGCCAUAAACUUGUCUGUUAUUCUUUUACUUGUAUCUGGUUUGUUUGACCGGUGCUUAUGUGAGAGUUUUAAGGAAUAUAUUGCCAUUGAUUGAAUGCUUUAAAAUGAUAGUUUGUUAAUCAGUAAAUGUCUUAAGAGAGUUUUAGAGUCUAUUUAGUUUUAUGUUGUAAUAUAUCGACGUACAAACCAGUUUCAUUCAGCGUUUAAAUCUGAAACGAAACAGGGAGCCAACCGAGUAAGAAAUGUUUAAAUUUGUAUGCAGCACCUCUGUGAGCUGAUUUUAGCAAUAGGUGCUCAUGUCUUGGUCUGUUAAAAAGUGUAUCAAUGUUUUAUUCUGACCUCGAAUGUCUCCUCAUGCUGUUUAUUUUCAUAUUUACUCCUUUUUAUUUCAAAUUUUAUAUAAAAGCAUUCAGUGAGCGCAGCGUUUUCAGCUUAAUGUUGUGUCAUAAUUCAAUGUCCUGAUAUCCUGAAGGCUCUUUUCUGUGUAAAGCACAAUCUUACGAAGAAUAAUCGCAUGAAGUUCUCUGCAAAAAAGCAAUAAAACACAUUUGUUGGAAGCAAAA
Molecule: messenger RNA, 1702 nt
Organism: Amphiprion ocellaris (clown anemonefish)
Lineage: Eukaryota; Metazoa; Chordata; Actinopteri; Pomacentridae
Product: hydroxyacylglutathione hydrolase, mitochondrial
Exons: 9
Coding region: 92-1021 (309 amino acids)
Biological process (GO): glutathione metabolic process
Cellular component (GO): mitochondrion
Molecular function (GO): hydroxyacylglutathione hydrolase activity
Source: RefSeq, a predicted model, not a curated record